CCAUCGGAAGGUGAGACCCCCAGGUCGGAAGAUGGUCAAAAUGCUACUGGGGAGGAACAGAGGAUGAGCUCAACUAGCCCCAGACGUGAUGACGCAGCUAGCUCAAAGCCGAAAGGACGGCUAGCGGCCGACGGUGCUGGUGGUGAACGGCGAAUCCGAUGUUCUAAGGAUCAAAACACCAUUGGAACCUGGAAUGUAAGAUCUAUGAGCCAGGGCAAAUUGGAUGUGGUUAUUGGUGAGAUGUCAAGAUUAAAGAUAGACAUUCUGGGCGUCAGUGAACUGAAAUGGACUGGAAUGGGCCACUUCACAUCAAAUGACCACCAGAUCUACUACUGUGGACAAGAGGACCACAGAAGAAAUGGAGUAGCCUUCAUAAUUAAUAGUAAAGUGGCUAAAGCAGUGCUUGGAUACAACCCAAAAAACGACAGAAUGAUCUCAAUUCGAAUUCAGGGCAAGCCAUCUAACAUCACAGUGAUCCAAAUAUACGCCCCAACCACAAAUGCUGAAGAAGCUGAAGUAGAGCAGUUCUAUGAGGAUCUGCAGCACCUACUGGACAACACGCCUAAAAGAGAUGUUAUUUUCAUCACAGGAGACUGGAAUGCUAAGGUGGGCAGUCAAAUGACACCUCGAAUUACAGGUAAGUAUGGCCUGGGAGAACAAAAUGAAGCAGGACAUAGGCUGAUAGAAUUUUGCCAAGACAAUUCACUCUGCAUAACAAACACUCUCUUCCAACAACCUAAGAGACGGCUUUAUACAUGGACUUCACCAGAUGGACAACACCGAAAUCAGAUUGAUUACAUCCUUUGCAGACAAAGGUGGCGGACAUCUGUACAGUCGGUAAAAACAAGGCCUGGAGCUGACUGUAGUACAGAUCACGAACUUCUUCUUGCACAAUUUAGGAUCAGACUAAAGAGAUUAGGG
Candoia aspera is the source of this 921-nucleotide messenger RNA. RefSeq names its product craniofacial development protein 2-like. Gene Ontology annotation, molecular function: catalytic activity. The annotation marks the transcript as partial. The record is from RefSeq and is a predicted model, not a curated record. NCBI's taxonomy places the organism in Eukaryota, Metazoa, Chordata, Lepidosauria, Squamata, Candoiidae. Gene Ontology annotation, biological process: chromatin remodeling. The transcript has a single exon. Gene Ontology annotation, cellular component: nucleus.